GAGCCAGGGCUCUUGCGCGGUUUGCCCUGCUGCAGGCGCGCAGUGCAGCCGCCGGUAUACCGCCAACACAGUCGCGGCUCGGCGAUGUUUCAGCUGAGCUGAGCGCACGAGGGACGCUCGUGUCGCCGGCGCAGGCGGUUUCUUUCGGUGCUUUCUCCUCGUACUUGUCAAAUUUCUACCCAGGUUCUGUCGUUGGUCCUUGUUCCCUGCCCUCCCUCCGACGAGCCACGCGCGAUAUCACAAGUACCGUCGAGGAGCCAGCAACGACGACGUGAUCAAUCAUGCCGGCUGUACCAGCUGUGGCCGAGGCUGCCGAGCCGCUGGAGGACCUGGACGAACCACCAGAGCCACGGGUUCGAGGAGGCAGCGGACGUGCUGGCCUCAUGAAGCCGUUGGUUGUCCUAGCACUUCCUGGCAUGUACCUUUUCUACAAGUACAGCCAGUACAGACGGGAACAGCGUGAACUAUCGCGGAGAAGAGUCACCGAGAGGGAACUUCAGCAUCUUCAUCACAAAAUCGAUAAACUGUUAACAAAGCUAGAGGAGAACGAGCCAGAGUUAGCCUCUUCGCAGGAAGAUGAGUGUGUGAUCUGCGUGAACGCCAGAGCUACGAUGCAAACGGCUCCAUGUGGGCACCGUGUGGUCUGCAGGCGCUGUUUCGUCAAGACGAUACAAAUGGCCGUUUCGCAGAGGCUUCUACCUCUGAGAUGCGUCAUAUGCAGAGCGAAGAUCCUGCGUUUGAAGCAGACUCUAAUUCCACGGGACUACUCGAUGUCAGGGAAGUCCUGGGUGCUGCCACAGAGUGCGUCAGAGUACAACAUGGGCACGGGAGUGUCUGUAGGGGUGACUGGUCCAGGUGGCAGAUGGCUUCCUGGAAAUGUACCAGCCUCUGCGUCUCUGUAUUCUAUGGCGAGCGGCUCAUCCUCUAUUUCUGGAGUGUCUUCCGUAUCUUCGUCGAGUUCGUCUUCUGCAAGUAGCACAGGAAGUUCCAGUCUAGGGAAACCUACAAGGGUGAGGCAACCUUCUGGAGCGACCUUAAGACGUUCGCAGACGCAAUCUAUGAAACUGAGGAUUCAGGAGUACCAGGAUCCUGUUCAGCAAGUUACCGAAGAGGAGGAAGUCAUGAGGGAAAACCGGGAACGUAGAUUGCCACCGAUCAAGGAGUUCCAAAGGGACUAUCGCGCAGGGAAAGCCUCUACUAGGAUACGAUGUGCUCAAAAAAUCGUAACCCAACUAGAAACAUCACCGAGUCCUAGAGGCUCGACCAGCGGGGCAACCUCGACGUCUGGGUCGUUAGCGAGAACGUCGACGAAGAGGCCGCAAUCGACACCGAAGUUGUCGGUGGUUCAAGAGGUCCAGAAAUCAAAGAAGGAGAAAGAGAGGGAGAAGGAGCGCGAGAAGGCUGAGAAGGCUCGUCAGAAGGAGGAGGAGAAAGCGGAGAAAACCAGGCAGAAAGAAGCUAAGAAACUGGCGAAGGAGGAAAAGAAGAGAGCCAAGAAGGAAGCGAAAGCGAGGCGAAAGGAGGCCGAGGAGGCCCUCCUCAGGGAAGAAAAGUAGUCUUCUGUCGAGUAGGAACAACGUAGAGUUCAGAGUGAUCAAUAACGUAUUCCAAAAGCCCGGGCGACUCUCUCGAUCCCAAUGGAACGAAGGACUUUGAAUACACUUGAUCUCUUCACUCCCGGGAUACGUUCAAGAUGAACCGCAAACCCGGUCGCUACCGAAAUCAAACAUUCACGUGCGUUUUGUAAUUCUUAGAGUCCAAUUUAGAGGUAGUUUUCUUCCCGAGACGUGUCUGCUUCGAUUCCUUCGAAUCGAGACUGGACGGGGUCGCCGUUGUACUAGCGUUUCAUUCCAGGGAGAGAUGGUCUAUUUACCGAGCGUACCGUUGCUUCGUUCGUCGGGCGAUUAGAAUAAGGCGUUUUAACGUUUUAUAAAAGAACAGGCCAACGCGUUUUGCGGCGCAUCUUGAACCACCAACGAUCCCGGGGGAGCAGCGAACGUAUAGCGACGGUAGAGAAGUAUACCUAAGAAAACCUAGAAGCGGCCAAACUUAGCAACCUGUCAUAUCGAGUUAUUGCGGACUAAUAAUACUAAUCGAUAGGAAGACUCGAGAGCAUAGCGGCUACGUUGCUAUUAUUUGAUUAAUCGCGUAAUCUUCACCCUACCCAAAUCCCUUUAUCCUAAACGUUUCCUUUUUAGGAACAGUAACCGCGUGACGUUUGUCGUUACUUUUUUAUAGGCCAUCCGUCAGUUCGUACUUAAUGUCUAUCGUUUUAGCGGUGAAGGAACGCCAAUCCAAGACCUAUUUUUCGAAUCUGCUUCACAGACAAUACUUUGUGGACGUAGUUUGUUUCGCAGUUGAUCAUCGCCGACUACCAAGAACACGCGGGAACGUUUAUUAACGAUGAACCUGUUCCUCCAGUCGUAGUCGGUUCGAACUAGCCAUCGUUCCAUCGAUAGAUAACCCAGGUCUCAUUCAUCAUUUUUCAGAUACGGAACGUAAAACGGCAGGUUCAACGAGGAAAAUCAAACGCGACUAUUCUGCUAAACCUCGCUCGACGGUAUUGAAUAUCAAAUGUCUGUAUUCAUUUUAGCGACUACCUAGAGAUAACGCGAAAACGUCUCGGUAAUUAUUUACGAUUGUACCUACCUCACCGAUUUCAAUGACUUUGAAUUACGUUGCAUGCGGGAUGCCUUUUAGUAUCUUUUUGUAAUAAAAAGAACAUCACUCUAUCUCUUAAUUUCCACGAUAUACCUUCUUGUUGCAAAUAUGUAAUGAGUUUUCAACACUUUCGUGUCAGCAGGAUUCAUGUAAGUUACUGUCACCGUCACACGUUAUAUUGUUUGGCGAUGUACAGUAAAUCAUAAUAAUCAUUGCCGUUUUUUGACUCAAUCGUCUGUUUUAUAUGAAACGAUAUAUGUAAAUAAAUAUGAUUUUGUGUACUUAUUUCAAAGACGUAGUUAAAUACUUUUUAUUUUAUACUGUACAAUAUUUUCUUACUAGUCUUCUAUCAAAUAUAAUACUUUUAUAUUUUCACUCGCCUCUCUACGUAUUUAAUAUUUCUUUUUUACAUAAUAGCAUGCAACACAGUCUCCUAAAUGUACAGCAACUUUACGAGAUUUACACAUGAAAUUUGUCAUUUUUCUCAUCUUAGGUGAGUAACAUACAUAACAUCUUUUUCUUCUACGUUUAUCACUCGAGGGAGUCGAAACCGGUCGAUGCUUUUUUAAGUCUCGAGAGAGUUUCUGAAGUGGAUCAUGAUGUCGAGUUUAUGAUGAUGUGGCAAAUUCUAAAGUCUCGCGUAUGACAUCACGUUGGCGUCGCCGAACGACAAUGUGUUAUGGUUCUUUCCGAGCACGUUGGAUUACCUAUUGAUGGGUUUACGUUUGGAUUUUGCAAACAAAACUCGAUACAAAACACAGAAUGAGGAUUUAAGUAUUUCGUUUAACGAUAAUGUAACGAAGCUCUACGAGUUUUUAGCAAUAUGCAAUGAUAUAAUUAGACUAUUGAACAAUUUAAUUUAGACUAAUUAAAUUGAUACAUACAAUACAAACAUGUGCAUACUAGAAUAGGUUUGACGUCAGUAAAUAUUACUGACGUAUUCUGGAUCUUGAUUUUUACUAACGAAUGCAAGACGAACUAUACCUCGUCGUGCAUAUUGGAUUAUGCUACAGUUAUCAGCAAAUGUUUACACGCAAAAUCAACUCACAAUUCUGCCCAGAAUCAUAGGAUUCUAAUUAAUAUAUUUCGGAAAACAAGAGCGAAGAGCAUUUUUUCGUCAAGAAAAAACACUCAAAAACUUCACCCCAUCAACAUGUUUCAUGGUCAUUGAAAUCGAGGAGCUAUUACGACGAUUGUAAAUAAUUACCGAUGUUUCUUUCGUUUCCAUCCCCCGCCAAUUUGUUUCACGCUCUCUCCAUGAGGAAAGAGUUCGUCCCAUUACGGGGAGGCGACGAGCUUCGCGUACACGAAGAUAGCCUAAUCGAGGAACGCGCGAACGAGCGUCCGUUUCACGACGUCGAUAGUUUUAAAUUAUAGUACAAUACGAUAGGUAAACGUCGAAGCAGAGUUUCGAGUGCAGUGCGUGUCUCGUUACUGACUCCGUGAUUACCGUAGAUGCGUAGCGUUUCACGAACCGAUUCGUUAAUUCCUCUUCUCUCGCUCGAGACGCAGAUCGAGAGACUCGAUUAAUCGAUCGACUACUUACUCGACUAACACCCCUUCGCCAAGUUACCCUAAUCGCUGUUUAAGAUGUCGUGACCCUUUCACUGGGCAAAACGAAGCGAAACGAUUUGUUACGAACACUUGCGUCGAAGCCUAUAGCGUUUGUUAUUAUUUAUCAUAAUACAAAGCUGCCUCCUUUGUUUUGUUUUUUUUCAUACAUCUGCGAUAAGGAUACUUGGAACGUAAUUACGUUCAACAUUGUUUAUGUUUCUUCGACUCGAGCGAUUCGUAUCUCAUUAACCUUUUUGUGUCUUGUCUCUAUUUCUUGAAUGCGAAUUUGGAAGCGAUUUUGACGCUUUCUCGAAGGUAGAUAGCGAUUCAUACCUCGAGCUCAAGUCGAACGAUUUGUGAUUUUAGAAUUAAAUUUUUACUCCAGGCGGGAGUCGACGUUAUAUUAUGGUUUACACUUCGCGACAAAGUAACGGGAUAUCCUUGAUCAUUUUCUGGUUCUCAAAAUUGAUUGUAUGUAGACAAGUUUUAUAUACAGGCGUGUAAACAGUGAUCCUUCACAGCCAUUGUUCACAUAGUUUUCCAAGUUUUUGUUUACGUGAUAAACGAGUGCAACAAAAGAGUAGGACACGUACGAUAUAAAUACGACUUUCAUUUAUUUUCAGUAAUGUGUUUACUUUCCUUUCACCUCUAACUUUAAACUUUUUUGUAAUGCUUUAUACAGUAAUUUGAAAUUGCUUCUCGAAUCAAACUGUUAGCUCUUGGACAAAAUCAUAUUGUUUACAAUUUUUGUAGAUGUUACAAGGUAGUUAUGCACAAAUAUUUCAUUUUUAUUCAAGUAUGAGUAUUUUGCCAAACAAGAUAAAACGUUCAUGUUAUUCCUUUCAAUAUAAUUCUGUACCACCUUGUCUAUGUACUCGGAUCCGUUAUCACGCUGAAAGAGAAAUUCGUCUCCAUAGGGCGACAAGCGUCCAGUCAAAGGGUUACAGAACGAUAGUAUAAAUAUAUACGUAAUAUUAUGCGCGCGGAGCGUUGUUUAAAAGGCAAAUGAUUCGAAUAUCACGAGUAUACGAUUAACGAUAACGAGACUAAUCCGCGGUUAGAUCUCUUUAAAACUGUUCACCCUCUGCCCAUACUUUACCCCUUUUCCGACCCUUCGGUGCCGCGAGCGACGCUGGAUAAAUCAAUGCUCGUUGGAAUUAAUAACGUUUAAUCGAUAUUUUAUAUUAUUAGACGAACCGGCGAUACGUAUUUCGGUGUAAUUACUUUAAAUGUCGUUCGACGGUGAAGACUUGUUACGAAGCGACAGCAAGCGUCGCUCGCGUGCCAGCUCGAGCAGCUAAAAAUCAAAAGCAAUUUUUUUACAACGCGCGACGAUGACUUAGAAAGAAAAAAAAAGAUGCGAUAUCAAAAUUAGAGGAAGAAGCACAGGCGAAAAGAAGGAAGCAAAGAAACUAACGAGAAAGCAACGAUCAACCGUUCGACGAAUGAUAAACUCGCGAAGGAUCAAACAUUUCUUGUCUAAAUUUCUCGUAACUUCGUCCCUCUGCUUGUUUCUACGCUCCCCGUUCGCGUCUCUCUACUUCUUACGUCCCGCGUGUGUUGAAACGUUCGUCCUCCUUCGACUUGACCUAAUUUACGCACUGCCGGUAACUUUUUCUUCUUCAACGAUCGGAAGUUGGGUGUCAUCGGAAGAUUCGCCGUGUUUCCAGGGCCGACAAGAAUGACAUCCCGGUUUCGGAUGUAGCGUUCUCCGCAGCCCGGGAGUUUCUCGCGAGCUAACGGUCGAGAAAGUCUCCGAGUUCUUCUUUGUUAGGACGGGCUCGUUACGCCAUUUUUAGACGAACCCCAUCGAGGGUGAACGCUUUAAAACUCCUGUGACGCGUUCGAUGGAACGCGACAAAAGAACUCGACGAGCGGAAUGUGUUUUAUCCGAGGAGAAAGUCGCGCACAUAUCAGUAGAACUUAGUACAUUUUAAUUGGCGUCCUUGCUUCAACUUCAUCCCCGAGGCGUUUGCUUCAACUUCUUUCUCGAGUCUCUCUAUCGGACUCGUCAGAGUCAGGGAUUCAACGACUUCGGGCGAUGAAGUUGGCUCAACGACGCUACCAAUUAGCGUGUAAUGUAGACUGUCAAUUAUUACCUGUUACAUCAGUUUCAUCUGUAACGAGUUCAACAUUGUCGACGUUUCGCGAAGAGGAAGGCAUCGUGGUUAGCGCCGAUGAUUCUCUGUGACGCUAAGAACUGUUUAAACGUGUGCUGGUUCCCAUUCGAAGAGGUUUCGAAUCUCGUGGGGCGGGAUUGGUUCCUGAUUUCAAGCGACGACAUUGAUAGAUCGUGAUUUCGAACCGAAACCGCGGCUAAUAAGGCCGAGUUCCUCGCGCUGCACGAACGUAAACAGUGUUAUUCGGAUCAAGCGCGAAAAUCGUGAUCCAAGACAAAUGAACUCUUUGCACUUCGGUGCAUUGUAUCGUCAAGCGUAUAGAAUGUUUCCUUUGAAACUGCCAAUAAAUCUGGCGAUCUAGAAUACGUGUCUGCCGUGACAAGUAAUUGCCAAGGUCUCUUACUGCAGAGAAUUAACGAGGCCUAUGCAUUAGUGUGAUUCCGAACACGAGGAUUUCUGUGACCUGUUUUCCAGUUAAAGUACGAUCGAGAGCAAGAGGAAAACAGUGUCCCAAAGCUGAGAGAAGCACGUCAAGAGAAUCCUCGCGUGUUCAGAGCUGAACGACUUUCAAUCAUUUCGUUGCAUUCGCGAGACUUUCUCGAAACCAAUAGAAAGGUCGAAGACUAAGAAGAUAGGAAAACCGAUGUCGAACGAGUGGCUGAAAAAUUACGAAGAGAAAGGCAGAGUGAGAGAGAAAGAGAACGAAUGUUUUCUGCCGUCGUAAAGUCAAUUUUAUCGUGUACGUGUGUAUAUGUGGCGGUUUGAGUGUGCGCGCGUGCGCAUCCAGCAAUACGAGCGCUGCAAGUACAGCAAAGACUGGAUAAGUGCACGAAAAUCGGGACCCAAACGUUGCAUUUAUCCAGUUGAGGUUUCUAUUCUGUGUUUACAACGUAGAAGAGGAGUGAAAGAAAGAGAGGUCCGAGGAAAAAAGCAGUCGUCAAAAGCGUAUCGAUCGAUUAGGAUCAUAUUACAUUUAUCCAGUCAAUCCUGUCUUACACUUAUCCAGUCUUUACUGUAGAUACUUCUGGUGGGAUUCACCAGAAGCUGGUUAGUCUCCGGUACGGCGGUAUGUGGUCAACAAUUCGAAGGCGGAACAAGGACGUUAAAGUUUUGGGAUUUUCACGGCCGCUGUUCGUACUAUUGCCGUAACCCGACAGGAAGCAAUUGGCCACCCAAGGUCUGCGUUAUGUUUAGCUCGUUUUCCCAAUACGCUGUCUCAACCGCGGCUAUGCGCAUAGCCGUAGGACAGGCGACGAGGAAACGUGCUAUAUCCCUUAAGCCACGUACGCACUUGAAAAAUCUUGCAUAAAGCAAUCUACGCUAGGUAUUUCAAUGUUACGGAAUUAGGUAAGCUUAGACUGGGAAACAACCACAAGUAUGAACGAGGCUUGAAACUACGGUUCGUAUGGAGAAUGUUUUACACGCGAGGAAACAAGCUACAACAACCAAUUCGUUGCGACCUGGUUAUAAGCUAGGUUUACGGAUGUUAUUUGUGUUCGUAUUAAACGUUACGACGUCUGAGUACUACUUAGUCUAGUCUGUUUGGUUCAUCAGGGAUUAAUGAUGCACCAAUAUUGAAACGGUUAUCGUACACAUCGUAGAUACAUUCCCGAUGUCUGACCACCAAAGGGGUAUUCUACACGAGUGCUCGAUCGAGGUAAUACGAGGCGAGUCGCGAGAAACAGAACACUUGAAUAUCUCUGUUGGGUUCGAAUUUCAAACUUCGAAAAUACGAAAAAUAUUAAGAACGGAAAUGUGAUGGUUAAACGAGACGAACGUGGUCAUUAUAUUUUUUUGCUCUUUAGUCAUUUUUUCAUGAACUAUCAAGGAGAUUGCAUUCUUCAACUCCUUUUAAGUGGACUAGAAAGUAAUGCCGUUUCUACGAAUCUCAAUACUCAUUUAUCGCAAUACUC
Messenger RNA from Hylaeus volcanicus, 8248 nucleotides. Its product is annotated as fl(2)d-associated complex component-like. Bases 282 to 1556 code for a protein of 424 amino acids. The transcript is spliced from 9 exons. The record is from RefSeq and is a predicted model, not a curated record. NCBI's taxonomy places the organism in Eukaryota, Metazoa, Arthropoda, Insecta, Hymenoptera, Colletidae.